Messenger RNA from Antechinus flavipes (yellow-footed antechinus), 5282 nucleotides. It is a transcript of the gene CHORDC1, whose product is annotated as cysteine and histidine rich domain containing 1. NCBI's taxonomy places the organism in Eukaryota, Metazoa, Chordata, Mammalia, Dasyuromorphia, Dasyuridae. Bases 91 to 1092 code for a protein of 333 amino acids. Gene Ontology annotation, biological process: centrosome duplication. Gene Ontology annotation, molecular function: zinc ion binding. The transcript has 11 exons. The record is from RefSeq and is a predicted model, not a curated record.
AGAAGUCAGACAGCAGAUUGCGGUUGAAGAGUCCCUGCAGCCGCCACUGCGGUCCGGCUUCUGUCAGUUUGCUCAUCGCGGCAGAGAAACAUGUCCUUGCUGUGCUACAAUAGAGGCUGCGGCCAGCGCUUUGAUCCUGAAACCAACACGGAUGAUUCUUGCACAUAUCAUCCAGGAGUUCCAGUCUUUCAUGAUGCUUUAAAGGGUUGGUCUUGCUGUAAGAGAAGAACAACAGAUUUUUCUGACUUUCUGAGCAUUGUAGGCUGCACAAAGGGUAAGCACAAUGAUGAGAAACCCCCUGAGCCUGUCAAACCCGAAGUCAAGACUACCUCUGAGAAGAAAGAGUUGUCUGAAUUGAAACCUAAAUUUCAAGAACACAUCAUCCAAGCUCCUAAACCAGUAGAAGCAAUUAAAAGGCCAAGCCCAGAUGAACCAAUGACAAACUUGGAGUUGAAAAUAGCUGCUUCACUAAAACAAGCACUGGAUAAACUUAAACUGUCAUCUGAGAAUGAAGUAGAUAAAAAGGACGAGGACAGUGAUGAAAUCAAGAUUGGGACUUCAUGUAAAAACGGUGGCUGUGUAAAGACAUACCAAGGUCCACAGAGUAUAGAAGAAGUUUGUAUUUUUCAUUCUGGAGUCCCUAUUUUCCAUGAAGGGAUGAAAUAUUGGAGCUGUUGCAGAAGAAAAACUUCCGAUUUUAAUACAUUUUUGGCCCAAGAAGGAUGUACAACAGGGAAGCAUUUGUGGACAAAAAAAGAUGCUGGGAAAAAAGUUGUUCCAUGUAGGCAUGACUGGCAUCAGACAGGAGGUCAAGUUACUAUUUCAGUAUAUGCUAAAAAUUCACUUCCAGAGCUUAGUCAUGUAAAAGCAAAUAGUACAGUGUUAAAUAUCCACAUUGUAUUUGAAGGAGAGAAGGAAUUUCAUCAAAAUGUCAAAUUAUGGGGAGUCAUUGAUGUGAAGAGGAGUUUUGUAAAUAUGACAGCCACAAAAAUUGAGAUCACAAUGAGAAAAGCUGAGCCUAUGCAAUGGGCAAGGCUUGAACUACCUUCACCUAAAAUACAAGAUGAAAAAAAAGAAGAUAUAGCAGAUUGAGAGCAAAGUUGGGGGGGAGGGAGGAGGGAUGGGACAUUAGCUAUUACUUGUUUUGAGAUUCCUUAUACUGUGUGGUGAAGUGGUGACUUGCUAUUGUAAUCAUAUAGACACAUAUAUGUGUGUGUAUACAUACAUGUUAUUAAUAUGGCAUUCCAGACCUAGUGAAAAUAGAUUCCUAGAAACCAAAAUCUUUUCUUAUUUUCCCAGAUUCCUUUGGACUAAAUGGGGAAUGUUCUUUCUAUCUAAAUAUUGAACUUAAUAGAAUUGAAUUCCUGAGUCAGAAAAAGAAAGCCUUGUCCCUUUAACAUCAUUCAGUACUCCUCAGUAUCAUAGUCAUGUUAAUGGGAGAAACGGGAAAGGGGCAUUUCCCAUGUUUACUCAUCUCAUUUUCUCUAUAUUCCACAUCACUAUAGUACUAUGGGAUAUGAGAGUUUUGUUCAAUUCUUUUAGGUGUUUGGCAUCGUAGUUUUAGGUGGGGGGAAGGGCUACACAGAAGAAAAAAAUUUUUUUUUCCUUUUUUAAGUUACCUGAGUCACAUAUUACAUGGUGUAAGUAAAUUAGGCCAUUUAAAUAGGGUGGACAGUUUUUUUUGUUUGUUUGUUUUAAGGAGGAUAUCCUUAGAAGUGAUAAUAGUAAUGAAAGGAGAGCCUUAAUUUGUCAAGAAAAAAAUAAUAAUAAUAACUGCAGCUAGCUUCCAUGUACUAAUUCCAUUUCUUAACAAGCAGCCUGAUUGUUACUGCUAAGAUUCAUUGGGAGUGGAGGGGAAAGGGUUAAUAUACAGACUCUGAAAGUAUCAAUUUGGUCCUGAUUUAUUAUUUUAUAUAAAAAUUAUGUUAAAUGACUUUCUUGUGUGAUUAUUUAAAGAUCUCAGUUCUCUUAAUUUGUGUGUGUGUUAUAGCUACACUAUUAACUUAUUUACAUCAUAUGAGUUCACCACAGAUUGGUGAAUUAUAUUGGAAACUAUUUUGAAAGAUUUGGGAAUUUUUAGAGCGGACUUAAAGGGAACAUGAUAGCUGCUUUCAGAUAUUUGAAGGACUAUUAUCUAGAAGAAGGCAGCAGUUUGUGUCUUUUCUCUGUGACUCCAGAGGGCUGAACUUGGAACUAGGUACAUGUUACAAAGUAGAUCUGCUUAGAAUUAAAAAUAUAUAUAUAUACUGAUAGAGUUUAUUCAGAAAUGAAAUUGACUGUCUUGUGAGAUGUAAUGAUUUUUCUGACAGUUGUAUAUGUUCACAGUAAAUUACUGUCAGAGAUGUUAAAAGGGGAAUUUAUUUUUACAUAUGAAAUAUUUGGUUGGGUUAGUUAUAACCAGUCCCUUUCAUCUUUGAAAUUCUGUUUUAAAAGUAUGGCUCCACUAGCUAUGUGACUCUGGGCAAGUCACUUAACCCCAAUUGCCUCAGCAAAAAAAAAAAAAAAAUAAGUAUGGCCCCACUCAUUAAAACACUGAAAAUAGCAUUAGUUCAAUACAAAGUGAAAAUGGAUUUCACCUAAAUAAUAAUCUAAACUUUUAGGCAGAUUAUUUUAAUUUGGCAAAAACCACUUUAGGCAACUGAUAAAAUAUAGUUUCUAUUUUCUUUAUUUUAUUUUAUUUUUUUUUUACUAUUUUGAUAAAUUAUGUUUGGGGAUCUUUUGCUUACACUUCAUUAAGAGUUAAGCAGUGUGAAUUAGUAUGUGUUUAUUUAAUGAGAUUUUAAAUGCUAAUUAAGGCAUCCAUUAUAACAUUUUCCAUCAUGUUAUACAAGCAUAUUUGAGGAGAUUUUUAUUUUUUAAUAAUCUUGCAAAGUAGACUUGAAAAUUUGGGGUUAAAUAUUAACAGGUAAAAAUGCUACAAUUGUAUCAUUAUCAUAAAUCUUUAGAUUUUUUUGUUGCUAAUAUCUUUUAUCAUAGUACAAUUUCGAAAAAUGAAUAGUUAGCAAAUAGAUGAGGAUUUAACAUGUCUGAAAGUGAUCUUUAUAAGCAUAUCCCAGGAUAACAGGGCCUUGAGUGACGUUUUUGAAGUCAAAGCCAUCAUAAUUUAAAGUUUGAGCCCUAAUUGCCUCAUCAAUCACUGUUUCUGUGGAACUAACUAAUCCCUGUAAAGUCAUUUCAUUAACAUAUCAUGUUUUCAAAGCAAAAGUCAACAAUAUUAGGUAGGGCAUGCCUGUGCUAUACUUUUUCCUUUAUCAUGUACAAUGCUAAUAUUUCAGUAAAUAAGGCAGCUUGAGAUUAUAUGCACUAGGCUUUGGUAACAUGUGAUGAAUGCAUAUACAUGUUUAGAAUAUGUUUAGAAUGUAAUUUAAAUUGAUAAAAUAUAGAUUUUUAAAAAUUUGCCAAGCUAUAAACAUUUUCCUAGAGUUGUAUCAUCACAGAUGACAAUAGUAACAUCAAGCAUAUGGCUUAUUGGAUUGUUUUGUAAUUUUAAUAUAUAUAUAUUUUUUUUAAUUUUCCAUACCUUAAUUUCUUUGUGGUUAGGAUUCUGUGCUAAUUUACAAUUUUGAAGUCCUUCUCCACCUUGUAUAGAGUUGAGACCAUCAGUAAUCAAGAAAUUAGUAUGAUACAAAUAUACUGCAAAUUAAUUUUUCAAGUUAGUAUUUUGUUAAAAUCUGGCUUUACUGAUGCUGUUAUCCCUAGAAAAUGCAUUUUGAUGGAUAUUAAUUCAUAAAUUUGCACAAAGGGCCCUGCUAAAGGCAGUAGUUGAAAUUCAUAAGAUGUUGGGUGAUUUAAGGAAAUCAUUCUAACCAAAUUAUAGUUAAACAUUUGUGUAUUUUACAAUUUGUUUCUUGCUAUUGAUCCUGGACAUAAAAAACAAAAUGUUGCUAUGAUUUGAAAAAUAAAGAAAAUAUAUAAGAAAUUACACUAGGUAAAUUUGUGUAAGCAAAUAAUCUUGGUGACCCCAACCAUUUUUCUGAUGUUUGUUUGUUUUUUGUUUUUUUUUGUUUUUUUUUUUUGGUUUUCCAUCUCCCUGCUCUGCCAUCCAUCCUAUUCCAAAAGGAAAUAAGAAAACUUUACUAACUUCUGACUAAAAUUAAACUUCUGAAGUUUAUCUUAUACUACCUAUUUUGUACUGUAUUGGUCACAAUAACAGGUUCAAACAAAACAAAGAAUACAUUUAACUUAAGCCAGAUUUGUAGCUUUAUCUAGAAUCAUUAGCCAAACUCACUAUUUUAUGAUGAAAGAUGAAACAUUUUUAAACUUUAUGUUCUUCACUUGUUAAAAAGAGUUAAGUCCUUCCUAAAAAAUUUGAUUUCCUUUUGUCACCACAUCAUUGAUAAAGCUUUCAAAUGGAGAAUUAUCUUGUGUAAGUUUAGUUAAAGGCAAUUUUAUCAGGAUGGUUCCUUUUUCUGUAAUGAAUUUGUAAAUAUUUGUAAAAAAUGUAAACCAAAAUCAACCUAUAAAUGGCCAUUAAGUCAUGUAAUUUUGUCAAUCCUAUCUUGUUACUAUUGAAAGACCUGUUUAUCUAGUCUGUUCAAAUUUGUUACAUUUUUAUAGAGGCAUACAUAGAACUGUAAUACUAUUUCAGUAUUUAUAUAUUGUGUCUGAGAUUUUAAUUCCCUUUUUUGGCUAUAAACUUAUUUGGUUUCAGAGAUUUCCUUAAGGGAAAUCAGUAUUCAGGCUCAUUUUUUUUUCUCCUGAAAUAAAUGUUUUCUGUGGUCUGGUAUCAUUUGAAUACAAGUAAUUUUCUUUUAUUGUAGUAAGAGUCAGUCACUUAUUUUCCACAGUUUGUGAUUUAAAAAUCUUUUAAGUUUUACCUUUGGAUUUAGGGCACUUACGUUACCAAGUCACCAUUUCAGCAAUUUCUUGGUUUUAUUACAAAAAUUAUGUCAGUUAGCACAGUAUUGGCAAUUACCAUAUCCGUGGCCUAGAAUAAUAAAUGCUAUCAUAGUUAAAUAUAAUGCCUUCCCUCUAUUCCCUAUCCAAAGAUAAUUUUGAGUAAAACAGCUUCUGCUUUUUACGAUUAAUAUUUGUGAGUGUCUGGAACACUUUUGUGUGAUCAUUAUGUCAUCAUCUACAACAAAAGCCUUUUCAAUGCUGGUCUUUUUUUUUUUUUUUUUUUUUACUUAUGUAUGUUUGUCUAAUUCUCUGCAUGAGGGGAGAUCAUGAAAUAUUUUUCUAAAGAAUUAAGUUAUUUGUUAAUGUUUUUAGGUUUUCACUUUCAACAACCACCACCUUUAUUGUCUGUGUUGAAGCAAUAUAAUAAAAAAUUGUGCUCCUGA